AUGGACUUGGGAUCCGAAGAGCUUGAUCCUCCUUUACCUCUCACUGUUACUUCCCGGGUAUUGUGUAUGUUGGGAGAUGUAACAGCGGGUCCAGCAUAUCGGUUUGCACAAUGGCUGGAGUUGGUUCGUAAGAGAAGUGGCAAUGAGGGAGAACAUCUAGUUGAUUCAAAAAGUCCACCUCCUGAGCAAGCUCCAGGUAUCAGUUUGUGGGAAAGGCUUGGUAAAGCUGCUACAUUGGCCAUUGAGUCAAGCUCUGUUUCUUGGCACAUGCUUUCUUCCCUCCACCAAACUGAGCAUAGUGUAAAUUCUGGGGGAGUUGUGUUCUUUGCCUUAUUCAACCAACCUGGGAAUGUUGACGCUUUUCGUAAGGAAGCAGCAGCUGUCAUAAAGUUUUCAUCUUCAAGGAUGGCCACACAAUCAGAACGUCUUGGCUAUGAAUUUGCCAAGUGGUUAGGAGUCCAAACUCCUCAGCCCGGAGUGGCUCCAGAUAAAGGAAGCUGGAGAGAAAGCAAGAGUUACAGGCUUACAGCAGCUUCAGAAGGAGAUGAAGAAGGUGAAGUAACAUGUUCUGAGCUUUUGGAAGCUCUUGAACUUAGCCGAUGCCUUCUUCUGAUGAGGCCAAAAUACUCUGUUUUUGCUGUUAUGUUCAUGGAUCUCCUUUAUUGGAGAGCCCAAAUGCAUUUGAGCCACGUGAAACUGCAGAAAGAAUUGCAGCAGCACUUGAGUCCAAAAUCAGGAGAAUCAUCAUUUUCUGAUCUCUUCAUUUCUCAUGCCGUGGCUACUGAUUCUGGUGUUCCUCGUCGACCUCCUGCUGGAAAACAGACAAAUGACCAGGAAAAUUAUCCUCAAUUGAUCGAUUUUCUUCUCAACAGUUCUGAUUACUCCUCUGAUUUGUUAUGCGAAAUAACAGGAGGAAAAUUAGCUCCUCCAUUGGAAGGCACUGACUUUACUGAAUAUGAUUCGGUGGUCCCUGCGUCACCUUCACUUGCGGUUGUUCUUUGUCCUUCUCCACCAAGUAAGGAACGCUUUCUUAAUGAUAACCUUCCAGAGUUUACCGAUUCAGAUUCACAGAAAAUGGCUCAAACUCCGAGAAAAACAAUUUCAAUACAGGGUUUUUUUAGAGCAGUGAUACUUAACUGUGUCGUGGAUGCAUAUGAGUUGAAGGUAAGAUUAGAGCACGUUCUUGAGAGGAUAUCAUUGAUCUCUGAAGCUGCAAACACAGAGAAACCAUCAUCAAUCACAAAUAGACUGUUUAUUGGUAGCACCUUGGCUGCAAGAUCUGUGUACACUUAG
Dovyalis caffra is the source of this 1293-nucleotide messenger RNA. NCBI's taxonomy places the organism in Eukaryota, Viridiplantae, Streptophyta, Magnoliopsida, Malpighiales, Salicaceae. The record is from the annotation of a GenBank genome assembly.